Messenger RNA from Triticum dicoccoides, 5327 nucleotides. RefSeq lists its product as uncharacterized. NCBI's taxonomy places the organism in Eukaryota, Viridiplantae, Streptophyta, Magnoliopsida, Poales, Poaceae. Bases 2677 to 3663 code for a protein of 328 amino acids. Gene Ontology annotation, biological process: meristem maintenance; meristem development. The record is from RefSeq and is a predicted model, not a curated record. The transcript has 8 exons.
GGCGGGUAUCUCUCUCGUCCUACGUCUCGUGUCGCCCUCCUCGCGGGCGGCCCGGGCGAAACCCUAGCCGCCACUCCAGCCCCCCUCCCAGAUCUCCCCCUCCCCUCGCCGCCGCCGGCAAGCGCCGCCGGGCAAAGCCCGCGCGGCGUCGCGGCGGCGGGGCCUCCCAUUUUUUCCCUCUCACGAGGCCUGGGCAGCGUGGGGUCGCUCAGCCAAGGAGAGGAGCAGGGACGCGGCGGGCGCGAUGCGCGCGGCGAGCAGGCGCCGGCGGGCGUGGUGCACGCGGCGAGAAGGCGCAAUGAGCGCGAUGGGCGCGGUGCGGGGUGUGCUGCGCGCGGCAAGAAGGCGCGGCGAGCAGGGGCCGGACCCGAUCUAGGGUUUCGACGGGCCCUGGGCUUCGCUGCUGAGCAGGGAUGCGCGACGACGCGCGUGCGUGCACGGCGCGAACCAGCUGCGUGCGUCGCGGUGGCGUGCGGGGGUUUCCCCUGUGCCGAUCUGCCGGGGCGGAUGCCCGGCGGCCUCGCGCAUCUGCCAUGGCGGGCGCUCGCGGGAGUGUGGAGGGGGCGCUGCUGCGUGUUCUUGGAUCGCAGGGGCGAGGAGUGGCGCUGUGCUUGUGCGUCGUGGAGGUGUGGAUGCUGGUGGGCUUCUCCCUUCAACCAUGUGCACGUCCAGCUCCUAGAGCAGGGGUGCCGUCCAUCCUGUUGGUGCUUGGGGAGGGUCGGGCUCACCAAUUCCAGCGCGGAGGUCCGGUCCUAGCGCGCGGCGGCGCGAGCCUGUUAACUUUGGCUUGGUUUUUUUGCUCUGUUCCGGCGCGCUGCGGUGCGGGCCGGUCAGUUUAGGUUCUUCUCUGGUCUUUCUUGAGCGCUACGGUGCGAAUUCUCGCCUAGAUCUGCGCACGGAGUCAGAGGAUGGCCGAAGCCGACUUGGUUCGCCCAAGUCCUGGGAGCGGCGGGGCAGACCGGUCAGGUUGGCAUGUGCUCGCUUAGUUUCUGCGUGCGGCGGCGACAUUCCCGUGUCUGGUAGUGUGUGCCGGACUUCAUCCGGCCCGGUGGCGAUGGGUAGGUCUCGGAUCCUGGAUGGGUGGCAGAAGACUUGCCUCCGGAUGAAAAUCCUGCAUUGACCUCGUCGGUGCCGACGGUAACGGCAUCUAUGGAUGUCGUCUUCUUCCUUGGAGGUACCGCCGUGGAGCUCAUUGCUCUUCCUACCUCAUGGCUGAGGUCUCGGGUGAAAACCUAAGAUCCGGCGGAGCCAGAUUGGAUGAUAGUGGUGUUAGCAAUACCACUUCCUCCUUGGAGGCGUCAUCUUGGUGACCUCGACGAUGGAUUUCGAUGAUGUGCACGGUUGUCAACUAAGCUUGGGUUUGUGUUGGUGCCGGCGGGUUUCUUUUUCUUUCUUUUCUUUUUGCACUAGCCUUUUUGCUGUGCUUUCCUUCUUUGGAGGGCUCUUGUUACUCAUCUUCUGAUCAAUGAAUUUGACAGUUCUCCUGCCAACGUUCAAAAAAAAAACAAGUGUAUUUUAUUCUCUUUUCAUAUCUCCGGGCUUCAGUGACUACGGCGUUUUGCCAAUCUUAAUCAAACUCCGCUCUUCGGCAAACUUCGGGUACAGAAGCUAGCAACUUUGAUUUCAGGCUCAGAUGUUGGUGAGGUGAUUACAAUCUAGUAGAAUAGAUCGUCCGUUCGUUUUCCGGCCAGGUAACACUUUGAGGCCUGUCUCCUUCCUGUUCUAUUUGUUUGAAGUAGGAUAUGUACAUUUAGACAUGCAUGCAACCCACAGUGUACAACGUGUGAUUUUUUUGUUUAUAUAUGAGGAUGUCGUCUCUUCUGAAUGUAUGUGUGAUCAAGCAACAUCUUGGUUUCACGGUUGACAUGCCGGCAAGUUUGUUUGAACUUGGUCCGUCGUACAGCCGUGAAGACUCAUGUGUGUAGUAUAGAUCCCUUUCAUCUUCGAUUGAUUUUCUUUUAUGUAACCUAUGUCAAUAAUUUCCUCACGGGUUUUUCUCGCAAGGCCUAUCGUACAACCGUUGAGAUCAGCACUGGAUUUCUUUUCAGUUGGCGUUCCGGCAAGUCCCUAUGUGGACUUGGUCCGUCGUACAACCGUUGAGAUCAGGAAAGUAUUUAAUGGUUGGCUGAAGGUAGUUGCUAAUAAAGCUAGAUGGCGCAUGGUAAGGGGUUUGUUCCUUCGAAUGAACUAUCGAUUUGUCAGUUAGCUGAGCGGCAUCUAUAUGAGCCUAAUACUAGUGAAGAGGUCAACCAAGUGAUCAGACAGCAGGUGCUCGCACAUGCGGAUUUGACGCGCCAUCCUCGUGGUUGGAAUGUGGGGUCUACUCUUAGUGACUAUUCUUUUCAUCCACUAGCACCUUACCCUAAACCUGAUCAUGAAGCCUACACCCUAGGGACCAGGAUGGUAGCAAAAGGUCUAGAUUGGGAUGGUCACACAGUCGAGUAUGUUCCGCAACCCAAAGGCUAUGUUGAGUGGGGCAUCUCUAUAUUGAAUAACCACUCGUUUUGUUUGAAAGAAUAAGCGGAGAACACCGAUUACAUAUAUGGGGCCAUUUAUUGCUCUCUUGGUGAAUAUGAAGUUUCAGAUUCAUUACUGAGGUCACUACUGGAAAGAUGGGAUCCAGAAACAAAUACUUUUCUUUUUUCAUCUGGUGAACGCACCGUGACUCUGCUUGACAUGCUUCUAAUGUUGGGUCUUCCUUUAGUUGGAGAUCCAUACGAGGAAUAUGUUUCCUCUAUAGAUGACCUAGAACCUUCAAAGCUUAUGUUCCCAAAUUUCUUAUCUGGCUUUUUAGAAGAAUUCUAUCGGCUCAGCCGCGAAAAUGGAAGUGUGAUUUUUCAAGUUUGGUGUGACCAUUUCCAUAACAAACACGAACGCACUUCAUCUUUCACCUCCCUUCGGGAACAACACAUGUACGUUGCGGCUUUUAUAGCACACUGGCUUUGCUCUUACGUGGUUGUUGGUGGGGGGCCUUAUAUUCGUCCCGGUGUCCUUCUGAUGGCCUCUUGGAUCGUUUUGGGUCGCAAUAUCUCUUUGGCCCCCUUAGCACUUUGUUCAUUGUAUUAUUCUCUUCGAAGGAUCAGUAUGCACCCCGUUGCCCCCUCUUAUGAGAAAAGAAUUUGGCCAGUGCAUUAUAUUGCGGGGUGGAUGGGUCUCUAUUUGAGAAAACCAUUUAAGGACAAAGUGAAAGGGAAACAUCUUCCAGAUGUUAAGCAAUUGCCGAUGCAACCAACCAUGAUUAAAACUAUGUUUCGGGUUCCCACAACUUUCAGUCCUGCUAAGGCACGCAUUUUCCUUGAUGACCGAGCCAAUAUUUUUUGGAAUCCUUAUACUCCAAAGAACUUAGUCGGGGUGGAUCAGUUGCAAAGGUCUUUCACCAUUUCUUCACAUCGGGGUAUGCUUCCAUGGAGGCGUGCUACUGAUGUUGAUGAUCUUUGCAUAGCAGAGCCAUAUCAUCCUGAUCGAGUUGCACGACAACUUACUUUGAGACAACAAGUGCCCAUGCUCCGCUGGUCAGCGUGUACACAAAGAAGGAUACUGGGGUUGCGUAUGCGUAUUGGUCGCAUUUGUUACGCUCGGACCAAGGAGAGUUCCAGUACCUUCUUAAUGAUGCGCAGACAUUUUCUUUUGUGGCCUGGAACAACUGGUGGGUGGGAUUUAUGAAACCAUUUAACAACAUAUUCAAUACUCUUCGUCCGGGCAUCUCGAAUGGUCCGAAUUAUAAUCCGCGGAAAUGUAAUUUUCUGAAACGCGGAGAGGAGUACAUAGUUCCCCGCAAGCUUUCGGAGAAUGAUUUUGUUGUUAUAAAGGAAGUCUCCGCCAGGGGUAAGGAGGAGCAUAUUGCAGCCAUCAAAUUGAAUGGAAGGAGAAUUAUGGACCACCUGCGUCCCAUUUUGUGUGGCUUUCUCUCAAAUGAUGAACCUUUAAUCAACUCUAAAAAGAAGAAGCGAAAGGUUAAGGAUGUUGUCGCUACUCAACCCAUGAAAUCUAAAGAGCAAAGUGGCAUACCAAAGUAUGUUGUUGCAGUUGGUUCUUCCUCUACUCAUCCAUUGCUAGUGGGUAGUCAUGAUCUUCCGGAAACUGCCCCGGCCACCGGCGGCAGAAGCGUAGAAAUUUAUCGCCCACUCAUGCUGACGAGGAAGAGAGGCUCCCCCUCAAGUGCAAACUUGAUUUUUUUCGCAAGAAUAUGAUUUUUCUGAACCAAUAACCUUGGACGGUCAAUCGUUAGAUGUUGAGCUUAGUAGCUUUGUUAAUGAUGAAGAUUUUGGCCAUGUUCUCACGGGAGAAAAGGAUCAUGGCCUUGGUGACCUCUUCAAUUUAUCCGACGAGGAUUAUACCAUUGAUGAGUGUGGCACAAGUCGUCUGCCUUCCAACCCGGGUGUGAAGUUGUGCCCCAUACCCCUAGUGCUCUUGAUUUCUUGUCACUUUACCUGGUUGCGACCAAGAAAUUCGCCACUCACAAGACCCUGAGGUGAUGGUUGUAUCAGGGAAAGGCGCACAGAUGGACUGCAGUUUCGUCAAGGACACGUUUAUGGAUGCUACGAAUUUCGUAGUGAAACGAGUCCUCGAAUGACUGAACGACUCUGCCCUUGGUGAUCCCGAGCGAGGCAUCAUGCUUGAGAGUGUUUAUCAAACGCUGCCCAUGCAAGUGCUUGAGGUAGCUAAGGUGCAGGCCAUUUUGGUCGGGCUUGUUGACCUUUCCAAGAAGUUGGAGGGUGGCCAGACCGAAUUCACGAGGGAAUCUGAGCGAGAUGAACAUGUUGUUGCUGAAGUAGAACUUAAGAUUAAGUCCGGGCAUGAGGUUUCCAAGGCCAUAAUUGAGGACUUAUCUACCAUAAAAAAGAAGUGCACUGAAAUGGAGGCGCGGGAAGCAGAGCUGAAGGCCCAGCUUGAAGAGGUUACUGCUACUUUGCACAUGCUUAAAUUGGAAAUGGAACAGCGCCGACAAGCACAUGAUGCCCAUCAAUCUGAACAGAAGAAGUUGGUGAAGAGUCUACUGGAUACCAAUGUUGGCAAACGUACAAGGCUUGCUGAAUUUAAACAAAAGACAAUAAAUUUAAAGACCGAAGCAAGUCAGUUGUUGAACAGCCUGCAGAACUGGCGAGCUCCUUGAGAAGGCCUAGACUUCGCUUAGUUUUUUUAUUUAGCCAUUUCAAUCCAUUGUUCCAUUUCGAACCAUUUAAUUUCCAGUCUUCAGUUUCAAUUCAGAUGUAUCAGUGCUUUAUUUCUUCAUGUGGGAACUUUAGAUUUAUAUAUGAUAUACUGGUAUACGGACUAGCACAGAUUUGACGUUGAAGCAUCUUAUUUAUUAACACUAUCGUUGUGUA